UUUUAAUUCGGCAAAACCCUAAUUUCCUCAAGCUUCCCUUCCUACGUUCAACGACUGUGCCCGAAAAGACGAUUAGAUUAUUAAGAAUCGAUCACUGAAUUGAAUUCUUACAUUGAGUCAGAGCGUGAGCAGUUGCGGAGAAGAUUGAAUUCUCGAGUCCUCCUUGCUCUGUUCAAAAUAGCUAAUAAUAUGCCAGAAUCUGUGGCUGGACCAGCUAAAACGGGGAGCUCUCGUCAUGAAAAGCGUAAAGAGGCUCGCUUGCAGAAGAACCAGAAGAAGCAUGAAUCUUGGCUUCAGCGUCAGAAGUUGCAAAAGGAGAAACGAGUAUCAUCAUCAGUCCAGACAAAGACUACUGAUGACGUGAUCAAGUCCGAGACUUUUCUCCAGAGAAGUGACAGAGAAACUGAACAUGUGAAAUCAGUUAGUCCUAGUGGAAACAAAGAUGAUAAGAAGCCUUUUACACAAAAGAAAGGCGAGGAUAGAGUCAAACCGAAGGAGAAGAAGAUGCAAAGAGGACACAAAACGAAAGAUCAUCUAAUGAAACCAAGGAAGAAGACCAAGUUCGAAGAGUUUCUUGAAAUGGAGACACAAAGCGCUUUAUUAUCUCGUGACCAGGAUGUUGAACUUGAGAGGAAGCUCGCAAAGAAGCUCAACGUCAAGAACGGAAAACUAAGAGGCGUGGAUGAUGGUAUGAACGAUUUGUUCGAAGGUCUUCCGUCUGUAUUGGAUUCUAUGGAGUCUGAACUUGGUGAUUCUCGUAAGAAGAAGGGUAAGAGAAAGAGAUCCGAGCAAAAACAGAACUAUGAGGUUGUUGAUAAGCAAGAAAACGAAGAUUUUGAGCUCGGAGAAUCUGAUUUUUCUGAGGAGGAAAGCGAAGAAGAAGAGCCUAAAACAAAAAGAGACCGUAAACACCGAAAGAAGAAGAAGAAGUCUUUAGAUGAAGAGCUAGAUAGUCAUCCGAUGGAGAUCACAGAGACUGUUAACUAUCAAGAUUCACCGUCAAGUUUGGAGAAAGUAGAAUCUCCUCUGCAGAAACCUAAUCCUGAGAGCAGCGUCAAGUACGUUGCUCCUCAUUUAAGAUCUCAGGCCAGAAGUGAAUCUGAGGAACACGCUAAAUUACGUACACGGGUAAAAGGUCUUCUGAAUAAGAUGGCUGAAUCCAAUGUAGAAACAAUAACCGCAGAACUUUCCACACUCUAUCGCAGUGUUGCAAGAAGUGUGGCCUCUCAGAUUUUCUGUGAAGAGGUUUUGGCAACUUAUGCCAGAGGCAAUGAACAGUACGCUGUAUUUGCUGCUUUUAUAGCUGGCAUGGCUUGUCAAGUUGGAAUGGAUUUCAGUGCACAGCUUAUUGCUUCACUUGCCAAGUCUUUCGAGGAUGAAUACCAGAAAGAGUACAGCCUCUCUUUGAAUGGAAUCACUCUUUUACUUUCUUAUCUCUGCAAUUUGGGAGUUUGCUCCAGUGAUCUUAUUUAUGAUUUCUUAAUGACAUUGGCGAACCGGCUGACUGAAGUUGAUGCCUCAACUAUUCUCACUGUUUUAGAUAGUUGUGGAAUGAAGAUAAGAAGUGAUGAUCCUGUUGCUAUGAAAACCUUCAUCAUAAGCAUCCAGAACAAGACAAAUGAAAUUAAAACCUCCCCGGAUAUCAAGACUGAUAUAAAUAAAUUUACAAUGGAAAAAAUGCUUGAAACCAUUGCUGCAAUCAAGAACAACAAGUUGAGAGCCAAAGAGGAUUCUGUCCAGAACACAAGGGUAAAGAAGUGGCUUCAAAAGUUGAGAGUGGAAGAAGUACUACUAAGAGGACUCACAUGGAGCAAGCUGCUUGACACCGAGAAGAAGGGUCAGUGGUGGUUAUCUGGCGACUUGGUGGUUAAAACAAACCACGCUGAAGAUGUAGCACAAACAAUGGACGCAGAGGUUGUUGAGGCUCAGAAAAUGUUAAAGCUAGCUGAUGCACAGAGGAUGAACACAGACUCCAGGAAAGCUAUAUUUUGCGUGAUCAUGAGUAGUGAAGACUACAUUGAUGCAUUUGAGAAACUUCUUAGAUUGGAUCUACCAGGAAAGCAGGAUAGAGAGAUCAUGAGGGUUCUUGUUGAAUGCUGUUUACAGGAGAAAGUGUUUAACAAGUACUACACAGUUCUCGCUUUGAAGUUGUGCGAGCACGACAAGAAUCAUAAGUUUACACUACAGUAUUGCAUCUGGGACCAUUUCAAAGAACUAGAGUCAAUGUCACUUCAGAGAUCAAUGCAUCUGGCGAAAUUUGUGGCGGAGAUGAUUGUUUCCUUCAAUCUUUCUCUUGCGGUUCUCAAAUGUGUAGACUUGGCUAAUCCAGUGCAGUUGACUCCAAAGAGAAUCAUGCACUUUCGGAUGCUGUUCGAGGCCAUCUUCGAGCACACUGAGAAACUUGUGUGGAACUUGUUCACUCGCAUAGCUGUGAAUCCAGACUAUGAAGCUCUAAGGGAUGGCAUCAAGUUCUUCAUGAAGGAGUACGUUGUGAAAUCUAAUAAGGCGAUCUAUGGGAAAUUCAGGAAAGCCAAAGAAGCUCUUAACAAUUCAGAUGGAUCGCUGCUCAUGUGAUAUGCCUGGGCUAACAGUUUUCAAGCUCUUUUGAGUUUACUUUAGUUAUGUCAUUGUCUCUCUUACACUGUACACAUUUUCGUUUGACUGAGACUUGGGUUUUUUGGAGCUACUAUUUAUUUAAGGUUUCUAAGUUUCAGGAUUUCAAGUUUCAUCAGCCUUAAUAAAAACUUGUAAAAACGAAUCCUUUUAGUUGAUAUUUGAUUUUUGACUCUUUUUUUUAACAUGAA
This is a messenger RNA of Raphanus sativus (radish), 2804 nucleotides long. RefSeq lists its product as uncharacterized. The transcript has 13 exons. The coding region runs from base 190 to 2574 and encodes 794 amino acids. Gene Ontology annotation, cellular component: nucleolus. The record is from RefSeq and is a predicted model, not a curated record. Gene Ontology annotation, molecular function: protein binding; RNA binding. NCBI's taxonomy places the organism in Eukaryota, Viridiplantae, Streptophyta, Magnoliopsida, Brassicales, Brassicaceae. Gene Ontology annotation, biological process: ribosomal small subunit biogenesis.